UAUGUCUUCAGCCACCAGCACUGCUACGGUUCACAACACGAAAGGGGCCUCAGACUCCGAAGUUGCAGAACGGCAGGAGGCUGAAAUUGCAAUGGAAGCACACCGCGCACUUUGGGCUUCGAACCAAAAUGGAAGAGCCCUGUCGCGUCUUGCGUGGGCGGUUGCGAAGAGGAUGGAGAGUUAAGGGCAGUACCAAAGUUGAAGAGAAAAAGGGAUAGCGCUGGGACAUUCGUUCUCCUCUAGGAUAGAUAAAUGGAGUGAGGGAUUUCCGUUCUCCUUUAGAAUAGGACACAAGAGGGAACGUCUGAAGAACACGCGUCUUCUGCAAGGAUGCGACUGCGAAGGGAGCCGCUCUAUCUAACAGAAGAUGUCGCGCACUGCAGAAGUAACCUCAGAUGGCAAAGACCCUCAAGAACAUUUGAUGAGAUACUGGGAACCGGUGUGGCGCCAAGUGGUGGAACAGAUGCGCAAAAAUUAUACUGGAACUAAUAUAGUUGAUUUUACGACGUGGAAAAGUGAUGCUGAUGUACUUAGUGCCUCCUCUUCCUCAUAUUACUAAUACGACGUAGACGCUUACUAAGAAAGAAAAAGUCAGCACCUUGUGGUCUAAAAUAAUCUGAUAAGUAGAUUACUAGCAGCUUAUUGAUAUCCGUUGUCUGAUUUCUCCUUCCACGAUUUACGCAUGAGUUCUUGAGCACGUGGACACGCUUCGCCUUGUCUUGAUACGCAUAAUGUAUCAUUCGGCAUCAUGCUUUGCCCUGUCUUCA
Messenger RNA from Amoebophrya sp. A25, 767 nucleotides. Lineage: Eukaryota; Dinophyceae; Syndiniales; Amoebophryaceae. The record is from the annotation of a GenBank genome assembly.